Messenger RNA from Elgaria multicarinata webbii, 2480 nucleotides. RefSeq lists its product as uncharacterized. Gene Ontology annotation, biological process: dephosphorylation. The record is from RefSeq and is a predicted model, not a curated record. Gene Ontology annotation, molecular function: protein tyrosine/serine/threonine phosphatase activity; polynucleotide 5'-phosphatase activity. The transcript has 12 exons. Bases 137 to 2029 code for a protein of 630 amino acids. NCBI's taxonomy places the organism in Eukaryota, Metazoa, Chordata, Lepidosauria, Squamata, Anguidae.
CGUGCGCAGUGCAAGGAGCAUUCGGGAAGGGUCCUUGUUGCCGGGUCCGUCCGCUUUUCUCUGGAAAGAAAUUCCCGACUCAGGUGCUGCCCAUUUUUUCUGCUGCCUCCUGCUCUUGUCUGCUCCUGCUUUCAGCAUGGUAAAGAAGAAUACUAUCCCUGAAGGAUGGCGGAAUGUAUCACCAGUUGGACAACCUAUACCAGGAACUCGAUUCAUUGCUUUCAAAGUACCCUUGAAAGGGGCAAUCAACCACCGACUGACACCAACUCAAAAGUUUACACCAAAAGAUCUGAUUGCUGCAGUAAAAGCUCUAAAUAUGGAGCUUGGCUUAAUUAUUGAUUUAACAUAUACAACAAGAUAUUAUGAUGUUAAGGAUUUGCCUAAAAGUAUGGAGUAUAAGAAACUUUUUACUGUUGGACUUGAAGUCCCAGAUGAUCCUACUAUUCUACAAUUUAAAAAAUGGGUCAGAAAAUUCCUAUGGGAAAAUGCAGAAAAUGACAAACUCAUUGGAGUACACUGUACUAAUGGAAUUAACAGAACAGGUUACCUUAUAUGUAGAUAUCUUAUUGACGUUGAAGGAUGGGAUCCUGAAACAGCAAUCCAAGCUUUUGGGGAGGCUCGUGGUCACCAUAUGGAUGGUAAUAUAUAUCUGACAGAUCUCAAAACUCAACCAAUGAGAAGCAAUCUAGGAAUGAACUUGUGGGAUGCUGAUGGAGAUACUGUGCCACCACCAAAUGAUAUGGAUGGUCAUAUUGAUAGAUUUCCACAUGAAGAAUUUCCUAGGCCUGGGAAAAGAUUAAGAGUUUAUGAUGAUGACCACAGUGACUUACCAGAACAGAUCCGAUUGAGAGAGUUUGACUUUAUUAAUAAGGGUCCAGGGCAACGGCGCAAGCCAUAUCAUGAUCACGAGUUUCAAGAUGAUUUGCAGCCACUCGUACAAAUGAGGCAAAGACGUUUUCCUGACCAUCCAUUUUAUGAUGGCUACCAAGAAGAAAUGCAGCUGAAAGAUUUAGACUUUGCCACCAGAGGAUCAGGACAAAGACUAAGACCUUUCCAUGAUCGCCAGCUUUGUGAUGACUUUCCAGAAAGUGCACCACCAGAAGACAUUGUUAAUAUGGGCCAUGGACAGAGACAAAGACAUUUUCCUGACAUUCCUCCUCACAAUGAUAUGUUAAUAGAUUCGCAGCCCAACCGGGGCCGUGGACAAAGACGAAGACCAUUUUAUGACCCACAGUCUAAUGAUGAAUUUCAGCCACAUAUGCAGCUAAAAGAUUUUGCUUUCCUCAACAAGAGACCUGUGCAACGGAUGAGACCAUUUCAAGACUGUCCCCCUCACGAUGAUAUGCAACCACCUGUGGGAGACUUCGAGUUUGUUAGCAGGGGCCAUGGACAAAGAAUGAUACCUUUGCUUGAUCACCAGCAUCACAAUGAUUCACAAAGAGAGAUGCCACUAGAAGAUUUUGAUGAGAGAGAUUCUGAAUCAAGGUGUAGACCAUUCCAUGACCAUUUCAGUGAGCAGCCAGAAUUGAAUGAUUUUCUAAACAGGGGAUCUGAACAAAGGAUGAGAUCUUUUAAUGACCAUUCAAGCCAUGAUAACAUGCCAUAUGAAGGUUAUUUAGAAAGAGGUCGUCCUUUUCCUUCUCAUGAGCACUUCCCAGAAUCCUCCUUACUUCACAGAGAUUAUGGCUCUGAUAAAGAUGACUAUAAUAGAAAUUGCAGGCCUGAUUAUCCUGAAGAUUACAAGAGAAUCCACCCUUCAGAUGAAAUUAACAGAGGAGGGAAAACUAGAUUUGCACCCUAUUCCUCACGCCCAAUACACCCUUCAUCUACGUACCAAGAUGUUAAUUCAGUUUCAGUGGACCGUGGGAGGGAAUCUCAGCAUGAAAUUACGAGGGAGAUGGGUCAAGGGAAAAGAUUACCAGUUGUAACAAUUGAUUACAAUUAUGGUUUACCUUUAGACUAUGCAUCUGAGGAGGAAGAUAGAACACAUUAUGAUUUACAUCCAAGAGAACGCUACAUUUGGAAAUGAACCAGAUUCAGGUGUGCAUGCACGUUUCACUCAUUUUCCUUUGUGUGCGGACCAAACCUUUUCCCAUACUGGAGGUGCAUAUCUUUUAAAAUUACAAAACUAGUAUCUGUAAUAAGAUAACAUUCCACAAUUGUGUGUGUGUGUGUGUUUUAAAAAAACCAUUUAGAUAGUGGGUGCAUUUGUUAAGUGAACAUGGAGACAAACGUCCAACUUAUGUGAAAGAAAAAUUUGUGGUUACUUUUCGUGAAAUUGGAACGCCAUUGCAAAGGCACAACAGAAGCUGUGUUCUCUGUUUCCCCAUUUUAUAAUGUAUAUAACUAUAUCAACUUACAAAACUUGUAAUAAAAAUGUAAAGGCUGCUCUCAAUCAAGUUUUACUAUGAAGUAGAGUAGGCUUUGAAAGUAAGCAAAAAGAAUGUGAUGUAAAUUUGAAAAUAAACUAUAUACAGUAA